Molecule: messenger RNA, 1030 nt
Organism: Elaeis guineensis (African oil palm)
Lineage: Eukaryota; Viridiplantae; Streptophyta; Magnoliopsida; Arecales; Arecaceae
Product: plant cysteine oxidase 3
Molecular function (GO): oxidoreductase activity, acting on single donors with incorporation of molecular oxygen, incorporation of two atoms of oxygen
Source: RefSeq, a predicted model, not a curated record
AUAAAUCCAUUCACAUGGAUGCCAUUAGAGUUGAUGAAUGGUGCCAUUUAUCCAAGACAGAUCCAGCCAUGGCAGUCCACUUUAAGGAAAGGAGCAAAGUUCAAUGGCUUUACGACGCCUGCAGCGUGGUUUUCUCCUCCGAGAAGAAAGGGUCUCCCGAGCCGCAAGCAGAUCGGAUGGCUACGAGGGAUCCUUGACAACAUCGAACCGGUCGACGUUGGAAUUGAUGGGUCAAGCGAUGGAAGAUCGCGGGUGGAUGAGUCGAGUAUAGUGAGUCGAGAUGGGUUGAUCGUAGGGCAGGUCUUGACGCAGAUUACGUAUGUACACAUCUAUGAAUCUGAUGAUUUUUCGAUGGGAGUGUUCUGCUUCCCAGCUGGAGCAAAACUACCGCUCCAUGAUCACCCAGGGAUGGUGGUCCUUAGCAAAGUAUUGUAUGGUUCAGCCUCGGUGAAGUCCUAUGAUUGGGUUGACACCCCGAGUUCACGACGAAGGGAGGGCGGGCUAGCAAAAGUUGUAGCGAAUGACCAGGUCCUAGAAGCUCCAUGCAAGGCAUCCGUGUUGUUCCCAAGACGCGGUGGAAACAUCCACUCCUUUACUGCCCUGACUCCUUGUGCUAUCUUGGAUGUCCUAGCUCCACCAUAUGCUGAGAAGCGAGGAAGGCCAUCCAACUACUACUCCGAGACACCCAUCCCUUCUCGUCCUGGACAUUUCAUACUUGAAAGAAGAGGUUUGCCUGAAGAUUUGGUUGUCGUUGGAGCUCGAUACCGCGGCCCUGAACUCAUCGUGGAUGCAGACUUUUAGUGACUUGACUAACUUUGUGUCAUCUUGCUUGUACAUCCCUUUUUUUUUUUCCUCUCUUUUGAGUAUAAAUACGGAAGAGUUUCAGAACUUAUCAUCAAAAAAAGAAAUGAAAAGAAGUGAUGAUAAGUUCAGAACUUCAAUAUCUGAGGGUAGUUCCCUUCAUUGUUUGGAGUUAAAUCUUUUCAUGUUCGACAGAAUGAUAGUUGCAUAUAAACUCAUUCAGCGAGCC